Messenger RNA from Trichobilharzia szidati, 2859 nucleotides. NCBI's taxonomy places the organism in Eukaryota, Metazoa, Platyhelminthes, Trematoda, Strigeidida, Schistosomatidae. The record is from the annotation of a GenBank genome assembly.
GUAGUGCUCCAGGUUCCGCGGGAAAAUCGACUUCUUUCGUUUUCAAGGCUGCCCGAAAUAUCCGUCAUCGACAGGCUGUUUUUCUCCUCACCCCACUAACACGGUGUUAGUUAUGGACAAAGAUUACACCCCAUUGUCAUCUACGUGCAUCAAGAAUCUUGUGGAUAAGCUUUUUGAGAAACGCAAACUAGCCUCGCAAGAAGUCGAAAGGAUUAUCAAGGAAUAUAUCAGUCAAGAUCGACAUUCAGAUAUUUCUAGGAUCAUCGGAUAUUUCAGCCAGGAUUUCAUUCACUCUGCUAGUCCUCAUACUCGGAAAGGCGGCUUGCUAGGUUUAGCUUCAGUAGCAAUUGGGCUUAACGAGCAUGCAUGUCUUUUCCAUGGACCGAUCAUUCUGCCAAUUAUUCGUACAUUCCAUGAUAACGACCCACGAGUGCGAUAUUACGCAUGUGAAGCCCUUUUCAAUGUUAUGAAAAUAACUCGUAAAGAAACUUUGAAUUAUUUGAGUGACGUCCUUGAUGCCAUAAGUAGAGGUGUAUCUGACUCUGACUCAACUGUCCGGCCUGGAGCGAUGCACUGUGAUAGACUUUUAAAAGAGAUCAUCGUGGAGACCGAUAUUUCAGACUUAACAGACGUCGUUGCAUUGCUGAAGGAACGGAUAUAUACAAAUAAUCCAUAUACACGGCAGUUUAUUGUUUCGUGGAUUACUACACUUUAUUCAAUUCCAGGAUUAAGGGUUUGUGUUUAUUUACCACAAUUAUUAGAUGGACUUUUUCGCAUACUUGGUGACCCAAAUCCAGAUAUAAGAAGACAGUGUGAAUUGCUGCUAACGGACCUGCUAAAAGAGAUAGAGGCUAAUCCGAGUGAAAUUGCUUUGGAUACGAUGAUCAACUGUCUAAUAGUACAUUGUCGACUUUCUGCAACAGCAUGUUCCUUCGUCAAUGUUGCAUUAAAAUCCUCUUCACCACCCACAUCGCAGUUUCCAAAUUCUGUUGGAUCGUCAGUCGUUGUUGAUACAUCAGCGCAAAGUGUUAGUCUACUGCAGAAUACACCAAGUGUUUUGGAUUCAGCCGCGUCGAGAAAUGGAAUUACUAGUUGUUCCCCAGACCAGUUAAAACAACGAGCUGCUCUGAAAUGGAUUAAAACCUUCGUUGAAUUGGAUCCACAUCAUAUGCUUUCCUAUGCUUCAGGAAUUAUUGGUGCUGUUCUACCAUGUUUCAUGUCCUGUGGACCGCAUGAUGCUACAGCGGAAAGACGAGUUUCACUAGAAACUGCUGUAUGCAUAAACGAAACCCUUUUGAAAGCUGUUAGGCAGUUCAAUUCACGUUCAGUGACUAAUGUGAAUACAAACAGUUCAUCAAUCUCUCAUAUGGAUUCACUAAAUUCAGGAAAUCAGUCGGAGAGUGUAGUCAAACUUUCACAGGAUAACAACUUAACUAAGCAACUUUCAGAAUCAGGUGCAGAACAAAAUGGAUCACAAAUUUUGUGUUCGGAAGCUAUAUUAGAAGUCACGUUCCAACUUCUCAAUAAUUCAAGCCUGUUAACUCGUUUAGCAGCACUUCGUUGGAUUACUGUGCUUGCAGAAGUAUGCUCCGCUGAAGUAUUUUCACAAAUUGAUCGUCUUCUGCCGGAAAUGCUCAAAUGGUACAUUCAACGAUUUGGUUGAUUGGAAGACUGAGUUACCUUACAAUCAAUUCCGAUGGGGAUUAUUUAAGCAAACAGUCUAUUAUUAUGCCUGAAGAACUUUUGGAAUUACUGCACGAAUCAGAUUUUGUUAAUACACGAUCAAGUGAUCGAAUAGCCAGCAGUUCUGUAGGUGUGCCACAGUCGACUCCGAAUACAUUUUGUCUACAAUUUCUCUUGGAUCUAAUUCAUUUAUUCAACAAGGAUCCCGAGUUGUUACGAAAACGGGGAGAUAUGAUUAUCACUGAUCUUUGUCAGGUUCUUGGAGCUGAUAUCGUUUAUUGCACCAUUUCUACAAUUAUUUCUUAUAUUAAACCACUGGAUUCUGCAUUUGUACUAAUACAAGCAUUGAAUCGAAUUCUCCUAACACAACCAGUUUUAAAUGAUUUUCGUAAACAGCUGCGAACAAUCAGUACGAAGGUAAGUGAAAAUAGUUGAAUUUUUAAAAACUUAAAAGUGCAUUGUUAACAAUAAAAUAAUCCUUAACUUUACUCCUACAUCAUGAUGACCAGUUUUCCUAGAUACGCUAUUUCUUCUUCUGUUUCUACACUAGUUUCAUCACAACUAAUGAAUUUGCCUCAGUGAUGACCGUAAUUAUUAAGAACGUGAAAUUUGGACUGACGUUUUCAAUCAAGAGACAAGUUGUCCUUCUGCUAGCAAUCGAUGUAUAAUACUACCAAAGAACUUUGUUAUAGCUGCUUAUCAUUUGAAUUGAUGUAGAAAUAUGGAAACAGUAGCAGUUAUAAAAAUGAGUGUCAUUCGAUCUAAUAGAGAUAAUUACUGUAGAUCUUUGUAAGUGAGCGAUAUGAUCACAGCACUUUAAAAGACUUGGGUGCAAGACUAAUACUAUAGUAGAAUAACUUCAUCACACCCAAUGUCACCCAUCUAGUGAUGACGUUUGCAAUGAAACUUACUUCUCAUAGUCAUGUCCUUAAUGUGUUUAUAUCAAAUAAAACUAUUACUCAGGUCGAGACAUGCACCAAUUCUCGACGUUUUUGACUUUUGGUUUGAGCCACAUAGUGAGUGGGGUAGAGACUGCGUGACUGGGCUCCUGGAGAUGUCCGUAACCCAUGACUUGAGAGUGUUGGUAGUAUGACUCGAAAUCAUUCUCAACAGCUCAGAUGCAUUCACUCCUAAUGAUGCCCCAGAUUCAUCAAAUCGUCAAUAUUCUUUCUCCUC